UGUGCACUUCUCCCGAAAUGCAGUUUCUGUAAACCCGGGGCUGUGAACAGUAUUGAUCACUGGCUCUCAAUGAGAGGAUUAACAGGAAUUCACACAAGGGCUUGGACGCUUACUGGUGCACAAUUGGAACUUGGUACUGCUGCAUAAUGGGUUCCAAAACGACAACCAUGCAUUGUGUCUUAAGAUGCCUGUGCUUCAUGCUUCUCCAUUUGUUUAGUGCAGCUCAAGAUGAAGACAUAAGAAGUUGUAGGACGGCACCAUGUGAUUUGGUCUUUAUUCUAGACGGCUCGUGGAGUGUUGAAGAUGUCAAUUUUGAAAUAGUAAAGCGAUGGCUUGUCAACAUAACGACAACCUUCAACAUUGGACAGAAGUUUACCCAGGUUGGAGUCGUCCAGUACAGUGAUAACCCCGUUUUAGAGAUACCUCUGGGGAAGCACUAUGCUACUAAAGACCUCAUCAAAGCGAUGGAGUCCAUUGAGUACAUGGGGGGAAACACAAACACCGGGCAAGCCAUUCAGUUUGCUACGGACAAACUGUUUGGCCUGUCUGAGCGUAGUCAUUUCGGCAUUUCUAGAAUUGCCGUUGUCCUCACAGAUGGGAAGUCCCAAGAUGCGGUUUUGAAAGCGGCAGAGGCAGCAAGGAAAAAAGGAGUGAUUCUUUUUGCAAUCGGUGUUGGACCAGAAACAGAAGCUACAGAGUUAAAUGACAUUGCGAACAAGCCAUUUUCAACUUACGUCUUCUCUGUCGAGGACUACAAAGGUAUUUCCAGGAUCAUACAGGUCAUACGACAAAAACUGUGUGAAGAGACUGUUUGUCCAGCAAGAAUUCCCGUAGACUCCCGUGAUGAGAAGGGAUUUGAUAUUCUGUUACAUUUAAAUCUGGCUAAAAAAACAAAGAAGACACAAGGGGCAUAUUACGGCACUAGAGCCUAUGAAGUAACGUCUCGCGUCGACUUGAGUACAGCUACACGGAACCUUUUUCCCGAUGGCCUGCCUCCAUCAUACGUUUUUGUGGCCACACUGAGGUACAAAGGAUCAGUGGCAGUAGAGGAGUGGGACUUGUGGAGAAUACAGACACGUGAUGGGAAACCUCAAAUGGCGGUGACUCUGAAUGGACUGGAUAACACCGUCAGGUUCACCACAACCAGUGAGGCAGCAAGUGGAAUUCAAACAGUUUCAUUUUCACAACAGACAGCAAGGAAACUGUUUGAUGAGCAAUGGCACCAGCUGCGGCUGCUGGUCACUGAGGAGGAUGUCACUCUUUACGUUGAUGACCUGGAAAUUGAAACCCAACCCUUGGAGACCCCUGUUGGUAUUUUCAUCAAUGGAAAAACCCAAGUUGGAAAAUAUGUCCAAAAGGAAACAACAGUGCCAUUUGAAAUCCAGAAACUACGCAUUUACUGUGACCCAGAGCAGAAUAACCGAGAGACUGCGUGUGAAAUACCUGGAGUUUGCUCCAACAGUCCAGAUUACACUGAACCAACUCAAGAACCUUGUGUUUGCCCUCCUGGCGCCCCUGGACUUCCAGGAAUAAAGGGAGAACAAGGAAACCCUGGCAAACCUGGUCAGCCUGGACCUGCUGGUGCUGAUGGUAAGCCUGGUACCACUGGCAUUAGAGGGAGUGCUGGACUGCCAGGUCCGCCAGGGGUAGAGGGUCAACGUGGGCAAAAUGGGUACAAAGGCGAGCAAGGGAGGCCCGGUGUUUCGGGUGAGAGGGGUGUGCCUGGAUUACCGGGAUCGCCUGGAAAACCAGGAGAGAAGGGCUCAGUUGGAUCCAUGGGAAUUGCAGGAUUACCGGGAAAACCUGGUCAAGUGGGAGAAAAAGGAAGUGUGGGACCUUCUGGGCCACCAGGAUAUCCAGGAGAACCUGGUCUACCUGGGAGAGAUGGAAAGGUUGGAUUUCCUGGGAGACCCGGUCAAAAGGGAGAAGCAGGGGUCGGCGGUAUUCCUGGUGCUGAUGGAAGGGAAGGCCAUCCGGGUAUGCCUGGAUUGCCAGGAAUUGCAGGCCUGAAUGGACAAAAGGGUGAAGCUGGAGGGCCUGGACCUCGGGGCUUCAUAGGGUCGACUGGGCCGUCUGGUGAGAUGGGUUUACCUGGUGCACCUGGUUUAAAAGGAUCAAUAGGACCCAAGGGCAGUAAGGGUGAAAGUGGAAGUCCAGGUAUACAAGGAACAACAGGGCCUGCGGGGAGUGCAGGGGAACCAGGAAUAGCAGGACAACCAGGGCACCCAGGCAUGCCAGGCCUGAAGGGCGGCAAGGGACAAAGAGGAAGUCCAGGUGAUAGAGGAGGCACGGGAAUGAGAGGUGAAAAAGGAGAGCAAGGUCGGCCAGGGGAACACGGCUCCACUGGUCCAAUAGGACUUAAAGGAGAGAAAGGGACAACAGGGGAUUCGGGACAGAGAGGUCAAGACGGUCAAGUGGGACGGCCCGGACAGCCGGGUCAGGCAGGCCCACCUGGCCCCAGAGGGCUGCAGGGGGAGGGCGGACCACCUGGCCAACCUGGACCUGAAGGAAGAUCUGCAAGUCAAAUGUCAGACAAUCACAUUCGGCAAAUCUGCAUGGAGAUUCUUCAGUCUGAGCUGCCUUUAUUGUUGCUGAGCAACCAGCAGAGUAGCUGUACCAGAUGUCAAAGCCGGCCUGGAUCUCCUGGUCCUCCAGGUCAACCUGGGCUCCAGGGACUCAGGGGUCUUCCUGGACUUACUGGCUCCAGGGGACCGCCAGGCCACCCUGGUCGCAGAGGGCACCCUGGUAUUAACGGGCUCACAGGUGAACCAGGUUUCCCAGGUGAGAAGGGGAGCCCUGGUCGAACCAGCAUUGGAGACCAAGGACCACCAGGGCCUGCAGGUCCAAUGGGUCCCCAAGGGUACAGUAAGCCAGGUCCGCCUGGUAAGCCCGGAUCCCCUGGUCUCAACGGAGCAGAGGGUAAAAGUGGUAAUCCUGGCAUCCCCGGUCAGCCUGGGGUGUGUGAUCCAUCCAUGUGCUACAGUAGCAUGAUGAGGCGGGAUCCUUACAGCAAAGGGCCAAACUAUUGAUGUAAAGCAUCGUCACUGCAGGCACCAGUCUGGAGCUGAUGUGGAACAAACAGCCAUUCUCAGGAAGAUCUCAUCUUUACAGUUUCUCUCUGUCGCUAGAACAAAACGGACCUCCUCUCACACAUUUUAUGUGAUCUCAGACAGUCAACAGAACUAGAUCCUAUCACAUUGGUAUUUUUGUAUUAUUAUUCACGUAUCUGAACAGGCUUUGGGGUUUUAAUGGUGUUAAGAUGAUUAUAGGCUGAUAUAUUGGCUGAGCACCUUGAACUCUUCAUGUAUGUCUGGAUUUCUCUGGGCAGUGUGGCUGGUGCAUUUUCCCAUAUUGCCCCCUAGUGUUCCUUCAUUGCAUGUCGCUCUCUAAAUUUUCACUACAUAUUGGAUGGGUGCUAGAUCUUAUAUCCUUUAAAAAAAACACACACGCACACAACUUCUAUGGUCUAUAGAUUCUAUGUUCAGUGAAUUAUUUCAUCAUAAAUAAUGUGUAAAUUUGCCAUGUUUCAGCACAAGACUGUGAUUUCCUGUAGCUGAUUAUGAGCUGCUGUAAGCCUGCGUUCCUAUAGCAGAUUGACUGUUAAGCACUUAACUCUCUAUGAAAACCUUUUACAACAGCUAAUAUUGUGUAUCAUGUAAGUUAAAUGAAUACUGGCCCCCAUAUGACGAUACCUAUUCAUGUACAUGUCAUUUUAUUCCAAUAAGGAAGUAAAAUGUUUAUCAUCAAAGAGCAUGCUGACAUUUUACUUUGAAAUUUGAUGUCAUUAAUGUUCCUGAGGCUUACCUUUAAUUACUGUAGCAGGUAUUUUAUUGUUAUUUAUAAAAAAAAGAAUCAGAACUGUGUAUUUCAGCAGUGACAUGUCUUAUUUUGUGUUAAGGUGACUUUUGUAUGAUUCUCUCUCUUUUUUUUUUUAAACUAGAAUUAAAUCAUCUUAAUGAUUUGUGAA
Centropristis striata (black sea bass) is the source of this 3967-nucleotide messenger RNA. It is a transcript of the gene col21a1, whose product is annotated as collagen, type XXI, alpha 1. The record is from RefSeq and is a predicted model, not a curated record. NCBI's taxonomy places the organism in Eukaryota, Metazoa, Chordata, Actinopteri, Perciformes, Serranidae. Bases 147 to 3029 code for a protein of 960 amino acids. The transcript is spliced from 29 exons.